Molecule: messenger RNA, 1981 nt
Organism: Neltuma alba
Lineage: Eukaryota; Viridiplantae; Streptophyta; Magnoliopsida; Fabales; Fabaceae
Product: dihydrolipoyllysine-residue succinyltransferase component of 2-oxoglutarate dehydrogenase complex 1, mitochondrial
Exons: 15
Coding region: 121-1542 (473 amino acids)
Biological process (GO): tricarboxylic acid cycle
Cellular component (GO): mitochondrion; oxoglutarate dehydrogenase complex
Molecular function (GO): dihydrolipoyllysine-residue succinyltransferase activity
Source: RefSeq, a predicted model, not a curated record
UAUUUUGAUUGAUGAUUUGUUCCAGACCCUUCCUUAUUAUUCUUCCCAAAAAGCCCAACUUCGCCUUCGUCACUUUCUCCUUCGUUUGAAUCUAUUAGUUAUUCUGAUAGGGAGGUCGUCAUGUGGGGAAUCCUCAGGAGGAAAGUAGCAACUGGUGGCUCCUCCGCCACGGUUUUGAAGCAGGCGGUGCGGGAGACUCGAGCUCCAUAUUCACGGCGUUAUGCCACCAGAGCAAAAGAGUCGCUACUUCUUGGAAAAGGAUCACACACCAUAAGCAGUAUUGGCCACCAAGGCUGUCGGGGGUGUUUAGAUGAUACCAAAUCUAUCAGUGGAUUGAUCCAAUUCCGAGCAGCUUCUCCUAUGUCCAUGUUGAAUAGAUUUUAUUCUUCUGAAAAUGGAGAUCUUACUGAUGCUGUCGUGCCCUUCAUGGGGGAAUCCAUUACUGAUGGGACCCUUGCAAACUUUUUAAAGAAACCUGGUGAUCGUGUAGAAGUUGAUGAGCCAAUUGCUCAAAUAGAAACUGACAAGGUUACCAUUGAUGUGAACAGUCCUGAGGCUGGCAUAAUACAGAAGCUUGUCGCGAGAGAAGGUGAUGUUGUUAAGCCAGGUGAUAAGGUAGCUGUAAUUUCAAAAUCUGGUGAAGGUGUGGCACAUGUUGCUCCCUCUGAAAAAGUGCCCCCCAAAGAAACUCCUAAGCCAUCUCAAGAGGAAAAGGAAAAGCCAAAGCCAAAGGUAGCUGAGGAAAGUCCAAAGGCCCCACCUCCUCCUAGGGAAAAGCCCCAAGCUCCAUCUGCGGCAGCACAGCCUCAGUCCUCAGUGAAAGAACCUCAACUUCCGCCUAAGGAGAGGGAAAGAAGAGUUCCUAUGACAAGACUUAGGAAACGUGUAGCAACACGUCUGAAAGAUGCACAGAACACUUUUGCCAUGUUGACAACAUUUAAUGAAGUUGAUAUGACUAACUUAAUGAAGCUCCGAGCUGAUUACAAGGAUGUUUUUGUUGAUAAACAUGGUGUGAAGUUAGGACUCAUGUCUGGAUUUAUUAAGGCUGCAGUAAGUGCACUCCAGCAUCAACCAAUUGUCAAUGGCGUCAUUGAUGGAGAUGACAUCAUUUACAGAGAUUAUAUUGAUAUUAGCAUUGCGGUUGGCACAUCAAAGGGUCUUGUUGUUCCAGUUUUACGGAAUGCUGACCGAAUGAAUUUUGCGGAGAUUGAGAAAGAAAUCAACACCCUUGCAAAGAAGGCAAAUGAUGGUACUAUAUCAAUAGAUGAAAUGGCUGGAGGCACGUUCACCAUAUCAAAUGGUGGUGUUUAUGGAAGCCUUAUAAGUACCCCAAUCAUCAAUCCCCCCCAGUCAGCAAUCCUGGGAAUGCACUCGAUAGUGAAUCGUCCAAUGGUAGUUGGUGGUCAAAUUGUUGCGAGGCCAAUGAUGUAUAUUGCUCUAACAUACGAUCAUCGGCUGAUCGAUGGAAGAGAGGCGGUUUAUUUCUUGCGCCGUAUCAAAGAUGUUGUGGAGGAUCCCCGCAGGCUGCUUAUUGAUGUCUGAAGCUGUCUGAAGCAAGUUUUCAUGUAUACUGAUCUCUAUGGAUAGUUAUGACUGAGUGCAAUGAGUUUUUGGCUGGUGACCUGCCAUCAUUGUCCUGGCACGUGGGAGGCUUCAAAAUUCUAUAUGUUUUGGUUCAUUUGAAGAUUCUUUAGCUCCGAGGUCAUGCUCAUCAAUCGCUGCUUGACUUAUCUCCUGGUUUUAUCUUAUUUGCACUGAUGCUCAUUUACAAUAUUCCGUCAUCGUGGGAAGAGGAGGCCAAGAAAGUGAUUUCAAAUAAGGUGAAUUUUCAAUCGGAUGGAUAAUUUCAGUUGUGUGCCAUUUAUAUACCAGAAUUUCAAUUAGGAAGGAGUGAUGAUAUGAUUUCCACGUGCCGUGGUAAUAAAGCUUAAAAUUUUGUUAGGGAUUUAUAUAUGAAAAGUUUUAUUUCCGGAAGGUUAAA